AUGGCCUAUCCCACUGAUGACAAGGCGGCCCCGAGCCACAGCUACGAGCCUGUUCAGGACCUCGCCCUGCCCCCAAAGGCUGCCACCGUCAAGACGACCGAGGCGACGCAUGGCUCCUCGCCUGCCUCGUCUACGAAGGAGAAGAUCAUCGAGCUCCGCCGCGACAGCAUCCCCUCAACGCCACACUCCCUUCGCAAUGACAACCCCUUUGACACGGAUGUCGAGGCCAUGAUCACCACGACCAACACAAACAAUAACAACAACAUGUCGCGCAAGUGCACCACCACCAUCUCCAAGGCCGAUUGCCCCUCGGUCUGGCCUGGCAAAGAGCAUUGGAAGCAAAAGGCCAAGACGGCCAAGCGCAACCGUCACAACACGUGCAACUGCCUGGCCCACCUCAGCAAGCGCAACCGCAUCAUCGCCAAGAUCCUCAUCGGCCUGUUGAUCGUCGGCAUCGCCGUCGGCGUCGGCUUUGGCGUCAGCAAGCCUCUGGGCGCACCCAUCUGGGGCGUCAAGGACGACGAGAAGAGGUAG
Messenger RNA from Verticillium nonalfalfae, 534 nucleotides. RefSeq lists its product as uncharacterized. The record is from RefSeq and is a predicted model, not a curated record. The coding region runs from base 1 to 534 and encodes 177 amino acids. The transcript has a single exon. Lineage: Eukaryota; Fungi; Ascomycota; Sordariomycetes; Glomerellales; Plectosphaerellaceae.